Indicator indicator is the source of this 1907-nucleotide messenger RNA. RefSeq names its product Rab geranylgeranyltransferase subunit beta (gene RABGGTB). The transcript has 12 exons. Gene Ontology annotation, biological process: protein geranylgeranylation. Gene Ontology annotation, cellular component: Rab-protein geranylgeranyltransferase complex. Lineage: Eukaryota; Metazoa; Chordata; Aves; Piciformes; Indicatoridae. Gene Ontology annotation, molecular function: Rab geranylgeranyltransferase activity. Bases 1 to 1803 code for a protein of 600 amino acids. The record is from RefSeq and is a predicted model, not a curated record.
AUGUGCCAACAUCAAGUGUUGCCUGAACGCUUUCACACGCACAUAGUUCGAGAGCGGCCCUGCCGCGGGCCCACCGAGGGGCUGCUGAGCGUUCCACGGUACCGGCCGCACACCGCCUCGGGGGCCGGUCGCCGUGCUGCCGUGCCCGGCCUGGGUCUGACGGGCGCUUACCGACCCAGAAAGGCCACGCCUCCCUCACGCCGCUCUGCUGCUCUAGGAGCGACCCGCCGUCCUCCCAGGGGCCGACAGCGGCCGCGCUGCACCAGCAACUGUAACAGGCUGAAGGGCCUCGUUAGGGAACCCAAGCCUCGAAGGGCAGCUGGCGGCAGCCGGGCAGCUAUAGCGAGGCCCUGCCAAGGGCCACUUCCUGCUCCGCCCCGCAGCCUGACGCUGCUUUCCGGUGCAGGCGGCGAAGAUGGUAGGUACCGCUGGCUGUGCCGGGAAAAGGGCGCUGCCCGGGGCGGCGGAGCUAGCGCCUUUGCCUGCGGGGAGACGCGGUGGCAGGCAGCCGCCCAGGCCUGCUCGGCGGGCCGGGACCUGUGGCACUCACACAGUGCUGAGACUGUAGCACUCGCCACUCCGUUUGCGGAGUGGAUACGGGAGCGCUGCUACCGCCUGCCCGGGGCGGGUCUGGCGAUGGCAGGAUGCCGAAUGCGCCGCGCGGUAGCGCCGGCCUCAGCCUCGUUCCGGGGGCCUCAUGGUCCGAGCCCGGCUGGAACCUUUGCGGCUAGGGGAUUGAACCGGAUCCACGACUGGCGAUGGGAGAUACGAGCUCUACCUCGUGUUGAGGAUGGCCAAAAAGAUGUUUCCGGGACGCCGCAAAAGGAUGUUGUAAUAAAACCCGAUGCUCCAAGCACAUUGCUCUCGGAGAAGCAUGCGGACUACAUAGCUUCCUAUGGGACAAAGAAAGACGAUUAUGAAUACUGCAUGUCUGAGUAUUUAAGGAUGAGCGGUAUCUACUGGGGGCUGACAGCAAUGGACCUCAUGGGACAGCUGCACCGAAUGAACAAGGAGGAAAUUCUAGCAUUCAUCAAAUCCUGUCAACAUGAAUGUGGUGGGAUAAGUGCCAGUACAGGUCACGAUCCUCAUCUCCUGUAUACCCUCAGUGCUGUCCAGAUUCUUACCCUAUAUGAUAGUCUACAUAUUGUUGAUGUAAAUAAAAUUGUUGAGUAUAUACAGAAUUUGCAAAAAGAAGAUGGAUCAUUUGCUGGAGACAAAUGGGGAGAAAUAGAUACAAGGUUCUCCUUCUGUGCUGCAGCAGCUCUUGCACUUCUGGGGCGGCUGGAUGCCAUUGAUGUGGAGAAAGCAGUAGAAUUCGUUUUGUCCUGUAUGAAUUUUGAUGGAGGAUUUGGUUGUAGGCCAGGUUCUGAAUCACAUGCAGGACAGAUCUAUUGUUGCACAGGAUUUCUGGCUAUAACAGAUCAGUUGCAUCAAAUAAACGUUGACUUGCUGGGUUGGUGGCUUUGUGAACGUCAGCUGCCUUCUGGAGGUCUCAACGGACGACCAGAGAAGUUGCCUGAUGUAUGUUAUUCGUGGUGGGUGCUAGCAUCUUUGAAGAUGAUUGGUAGAUUACAUUGGAUUGACAGAGAGAAACUACGCAGCUUUAUUUUGGCUUGCCAGGAUGAGGAGACUGGAGGAUUUGCUGACAGACCAGGAGAUAUGGUGGAUCCAUUUCACACCUUAUUCGGAAUGGCUGGACUAUCUUUAUUAGGAGAAGAACAAAUUAAGGCUGUCAAUCCUGUCUUUUGCAUGCCAGAAGAAGUCCUUCAAAGAAUAAACAUCCAGCCUGAGCUGCUGAGCUAAACCUUGGAGAGGCAAAAGGCCGAUGUGCCUGGUUGCUUUGGUUUUGCUGAGUGAAGUCAUCUCAUCUCUGGAACGGUUAGAUGUGUUUGCAUCACAAGAGUAAA